GGCUCGAAGAAUGGGGGACGUGAUGUUGGGAUGCCAAAGAGGCAGUUGAGGAUCGGCCAUGGGCUGUGGUGUCUCCCAGCGUGCCGUGGUGGAGGAGGUCCAACGUCGGGAGGCCCCCCGGCCCGUGCGGGAGGCUGCGAGACCGGCAGAGGCUUCUGAGGUCCGCUCGCGGCGCAGAGGAGAUUCCAGGAGUAACAGUGGCGAACGACAGGCUCGGCCUCGGCGUGUGGAAGGCCGUCCGCAGAAUGUCCAGGAUCAUGCCUUCUGCUUCGAGUGCGGCAUUUUUUUCUGCGUGGGCUCUGCGCAAGUUCCGCAAUGUUCUCAGUGUGGCAGUUCCUUCGUGCAAUUCCUGCGGGCGGCGCAGGAUUCGAACUGGAUCACAACUGACAACCCCAUUGCACAAAACUUUGCCUUUGAUGAUCAGCUGGAGAACUCCAUCUCUGCCUCCUUGGCAGAAACACCCAUCCCGAAGAAGCCAACUCAGAAAAGCUUCCUGCAGUCGCUGCAGACCACGCAGCUGGACAAAGCAGAGGUGGAGGUGAGAAGUCGACUGGGACCCUCAGACCCCAGGUCGAAUUGCUCCAUUUGCCGGGAUACCUUCGUGGUGGGUGACGGAGUUCACAAGCUGCCCUGCAACCAUGAGUUCCAUGCUGGCUGCAUCUUGCUGUGGCUGAAGGGCAGCAAUACUUGCCCCAUUUGUCGGCUGCAGCUGCCGGAGGCACAGGAUGGUGAAGAGGAGAUUAGCCUGUCAAAGAGCUGCUCGUCGCCCAACGGCCACGAGGAAUCCGAGAAGGAGGUUCAAUCCCCACGCUCAGACGACGAGGCCGGCGCGCCGCCAUCGGGAAGUGCAGCGGAGGCCGAGAGCGAGACCGGGGAGGGUGACGGCAAGGAUCUGGAGCCGGACGGCGAUGAGACUGUAGGCCCUUGCACUUUGCCGGGUGCUUUGGAGGACCUCGAGGAGGAGUGCCGAGAUAGCGAAGGCGCCAAGGCUGAGAGCCCGAGUUGAGAGAUGGCGCGCGCCAACCGCGCGCGUCGUUCGCACGGCCCGUGGCGAGACGCGACGCCCUUCGAAGUUGGAAGGC
Effrenium voratum is the source of this 1082-nucleotide messenger RNA. The record is from the annotation of a GenBank genome assembly. Lineage: Eukaryota; Dinophyceae; Suessiales; Symbiodiniaceae.